AUGGCAGCUGAUCAUCAGGACAACAAUCCCUUGCUAGAGGACUUCCUUUUCCCUCCUUAUGAUGCCAUCCAGCCCAAGCACGUCUCCCCUGCGAUCCUCUCACUCUUGGACCAACUCGAGAGUGAUUUGGUUGAUUUAGAGACUAGAGUAGAACCAACAUGGCCAAAAUUGGUGGAACCAUUGGAGAAGAUUAAAGACAGAUUAUCUGUUGUUUGGGGGAUUGUGAACCAUCUGAAUGCUGUUAUGGACUCUCCUGAACUUCGUUCCGCCAUCAAAGAAGUUCAGCCAGAGAAGGUAAAGUUCCAGCUUAGAUUGGACCAAAGCAAACCGAUAUACAAUGCAUUUAAAGCUAUUCGCCAAUCUUCUGAAUGGGAGAGUUUGAACGAGGCACGAAAGCGCAUAGUGGAAGCUCGAUUAAAGGAGGCAGUCCUCAAUGGUGUUUCUCUUGAAGAUGAUAAAAAACAACGUUUUAAUGAAAUUCAACAGGAGUUGGAGAAACUAGCACAGCAGUUUGAGGAGAAUAUUUUAGAUGCCACGAACAAAUUUGAAAAAUUAAUUACAGACAAGCAGGACAUCGAAGGAAUGACUGCUACUGGGCUUGAAAUGGCUGCACAAAUGGCAGUGUCCAAGGGUCACAAAAAUGCCACUGCCGAAAACGGGCCAUGGAUCAUCACAUUGGCUGGUCCAAGCUACCGUUCUGUCAUGCAACAUGCCAAGAGUCGUUCUUUACGUGAAGAACUAUACCGUGCUUAUGUCACUCGUGCUUCAACUGGAGUUCUUGACAAUACAGCAAUUAUCCAUCAGAUUUUGAAGCUUAGGUUGGAGAAGGCAGAGCUUCUUGGAUUCGAUAAUUACGCUGAGGUAGAAUAUGCAGUUUGUGUUAAAUGUUCAUUCUGCUGA
Dovyalis caffra is the source of this 900-nucleotide messenger RNA. The record is from the annotation of a GenBank genome assembly. Lineage: Eukaryota; Viridiplantae; Streptophyta; Magnoliopsida; Malpighiales; Salicaceae.